AUGUUUUCUUUCCGGAGUAUCAUAUUACUACAGCCAUAUCGUCGUCGAGAUUUAAGAAAUAACUUAGCUUCAAGAUUGGGAAUGGAAGAUAAAGCCGGCCAAAAAUGGUUAGCCGAACAUAAAACGCCAGAGUUACCAAAGAAAAGAGUUAGGUUCAACAGUAUUCCAUUAGAUGUAUCAGAUUUCACAAUCGAAGAUAUGCUCAAAGAAUUCGGAACACCUGUUUACAUUAAGUUCUAUGAAAUGAAAGAUGCCAGAUCAUGUAUUGUAGAGUUUGAGGAUUUAUCAAUAAUGGAGAAGAUCAUUAAAAAUUUUAACGGUAAGGAUUUAAAUGGAACUAAACUUGAAGUGGAGAUGUAUGAACAAUAUCCUAAAAAAUCUCCUAGAAAUAAGCCAAGUCGUCCCGACAGUCGUGAUGAUUAUAGUCAGUAUAGAAGAAAUAAUAGCCGCGGAAGUAGAGGAAGUCAUUAUUCAUUAGAGUCAAAGAGCAGUAGACCGGCGUCAUCCCAGAAGAAAACAGCAGAAGAUUUAGAUGCGGAAUUGGAUGCAUAUAUGAAUAGUUAA
Naumovozyma dairenensis CBS 421 is the source of this 564-nucleotide messenger RNA. It is a transcript of the gene YRA2, whose product is annotated as Yra2p. The coding region runs from base 1 to 564 and encodes 187 amino acids. Gene Ontology annotation, molecular function: RNA binding. The transcript has a single exon. NCBI's taxonomy places the organism in Eukaryota, Fungi, Ascomycota, Saccharomycetes, Saccharomycetales, Saccharomycetaceae. The record is from RefSeq and is a predicted model, not a curated record.